GGCAAAUAAAGCUGGUUUAGUUGAAUAACGAUGGCACGAAUGAACAACAUCCCUGGUCAAAAACGGGCGUAUUCGUUGCUUGGUAACCGAGACGCACAGACAACUGCUCUUCGCAGAGAUGGCUGAGAAAGUUGAGAAGGUUCAUCGCACCAAACGUGUUUUUAUCAACAACCUCGACUCGUAUGCAUCAAAAUGUAUCGGCAAGUUCCUGUCUACCUGUGUAGUGGGAGCAUCCGUGCUGGGGAGUGGCGUGCAGGAUGUGGAGGAAGACGAUGAGAGGCUGUCCCAAGAUCAAAAAAUCAAAGCGGGAACCUUUCAUAUUGUUGGAACUUGUGCUAACAAAAACAGCUGCGACGAAGGAAGACCAACUUAUGUGUUGGAGGAAUAUUUUCAACUGAAAAGGGAAGAUCUCCUGGAAUGCCUGAUGGAGUGUGAUAUAAUUAUAUAUAACAUCACAGAGCAUGCUGACCAGAUUGAAGAGGCCUCUUGGGCAAUCUCAGCCAUUCAUGUGCAGAAGGCCAGGUUUAGUCAGCCAAAGAUGUACAUCCUCAUAUCAACCGUCAUGACCUGGGCACUCAGCAAGCCUGUUGAUCCGAAUGACUCUGAGAUUCCAUUCACUGAGGAAGAUUACAGGAGGAGACGAGCCCAUCCCAACUUCAAAGAGCGCAUCAACAUUGAAAAAGUUGUGGUGAAAAUGGGCAAAACGAACAGUUCAUUGUUCUCCACGUAUGUCGUGGCCUCGGGAGUUCAGUAUGGAAUGGGAGAGCAAUUAUUCCACUUUUUCUUCAAGACGUCUUGGUUGGGAGAUGUGCCCAAAGUCCCCAUCUUUGGAGAAGGCACCAAUAUCAUUCCUACUAUUCACAUCAAUGACCUUGCACGUGUAAUACAAAAUGUCAUUGACCACAAGCCCAAACAGCACUACUUACUUGCUGUGGAUGAUUCUAAGAACACCAUAGAGGAGAUUUUAAAGACAAUAACCUAUGUUUUGGGACCAGGAAAGACCCAGAGAGUGCCAAAAGAGGAUGCUUUUCUCAUUCGGGACUUGAGCCAAAUGGACAUUGACACUCUGUUUGUCAACCUUCGGAUUGAGGCUGUCUACCUGAAAGAAAACUUCCACGUCCAGUGGGCGUGUGAGUCAGGUCUCGUAGACAACAUUGACCGAGUUGUGGAGGAAUAUAAGCAAACCAGGGGCCUGCUGCAUGACCAGAUGGACAGCACAGUGGCUAAGUUGGUGUAG
This is a messenger RNA of Esox lucius (northern pike), 1237 nucleotides long. Its product is annotated as adenylate kinase 7-like. The coding region runs from base 119 to 1237 and encodes 372 amino acids. Lineage: Eukaryota; Metazoa; Chordata; Actinopteri; Esociformes; Esocidae. The transcript has 12 exons. The record is from RefSeq and is a predicted model, not a curated record.